Manihot esculenta (cassava) is the source of this 1168-nucleotide messenger RNA. Its product is annotated as putative GATA transcription factor 22. The record is from RefSeq and is a predicted model, not a curated record. Gene Ontology annotation, molecular function: sequence-specific DNA binding; zinc ion binding. The transcript is spliced from 3 exons. Gene Ontology annotation, biological process: regulation of DNA-templated transcription. Bases 97 to 1011 code for a protein of 304 amino acids. NCBI's taxonomy places the organism in Eukaryota, Viridiplantae, Streptophyta, Magnoliopsida, Malpighiales, Euphorbiaceae.
UCAUCUCUUUUCGUUUUCUAUCUCUUCUUUAUAUCUAUCUAUCUAUCUGAAGCCUUUCUUCCAAUUCCAUCUUUACUUCUCUCUCUCUCUCUCAUCAUGACUCCUCUUUAUCAUUCUCCUUUUCUUAUAGACCUCAAUGAAGGACAACAACAUGAUCAACUCUUCUUUUCAAAAUCUACAGAAGAAGAAGCACCCUCUUCUUCUUCCUACGUCUCAAUUCUCAACAACCCAUCUCAAGAAUUUGCAGAUUACUACCAUAGAGACUUGCAGCCAUUAAUACAACACCAAGCUGAGGCUAAUAUUUCUGCUUCUCAUGGUGGAUCAUGGGAUUAUCCGAACGAGAACGAGAGUGGCUUCAAAUUAUCAUCUGCUGUUUGCAAGGAAGAAAAUACAAAUGAAGACCAAAGAGAGAACAGUUCUGUUAAGUGGAUGUCUUCAAAGAUGAGGUUGAUGAAAAGGAUGAUGAGCUCAUCGGAUCAAACAGUUUCCGGUAAACCGGAGACUUGUAUGCACAAGUUUGAAGAUGACAAGGAAAGAUCAUUACCCUUGCAAGACGAUAACAGCAGCAAAAAUUUCUCUUGCAGUAGUAGCAACUCAAUUAGGGUUUGUGCAGAUUGUAACACAACAAAGACUCCUCUUUGGAGGAGUGGACCAAGAGGUCCUAAGUCACUUUGCAACGCCUGUGGAAUUCGGCAAAGGAAGGCGAGAAGAGCCAUGGCUGCUGCUGCAGCUCAAACAGCAGGUGCGAGUGGAACAAUUUUUGGUUCUAAGGCAUCGGCCAUGAAGACCAAGAUGAAAAAUAAAGAGAGAAAAACAAGUGACAGUCAUCUUCCAUUGAAGAAAAGGUGCAAAUUUACAGCGCAAGCUCGAGGCAGAAAGAAGCUUUGUUUUGAAGAUUCACCAAUAAACUUGAGCAAGAAUUCAGCUUUUCAUCAACAAGUUUUCCCCCAAGAUGAGAAGGAAGCAGCAAUCCUACUCAUGGCUCUAUCUUAUGGCCUUGUUCAUGGGUGAUGAAUUUCUACAAAAUCUUUGUUUGGUUUCCUUCAAUUUUAUAUUAGAGCUAAGUAUUAAUUUUGGGUGAGAUUGUUUUGAGAGAGAGAGAGUGAAAUCAUGUGUGAGUGUGAGCAACCAAAUUAAAUUCAAUAAGAAAGAAUAAUUAGAUUUGUUA